This is a messenger RNA of Sorghum bicolor (sorghum), 2782 nucleotides long. Its product is annotated as membrane protein of ER body-like protein. The record is from RefSeq and is a predicted model, not a curated record. Bases 185 to 2500 code for a protein of 771 amino acids. The transcript is spliced from 10 exons. NCBI's taxonomy places the organism in Eukaryota, Viridiplantae, Streptophyta, Magnoliopsida, Poales, Poaceae.
CUAAUCACGCGGCCCGGCCUCCAGAGCUGCAGCUGCAGCUGCUGCUGCUCCACCACCUCCAUGACUCCAUCCAUCCAUCCAUCCAUCCAUCCUGUAUAGUACUACUAGUACUCCUAUAAAUUAAAAUAAAGGAAGCAAGGCAGCAGCAGGCAUCUCAUCUCGAUCAAGGCAGCUAGCAGGAAAGAUGAUGGAGGUGGAGAGGCCGCCGCCGUUGGAGCUCAAGGAGGAGCAGCCACACCUGCUCCUACUCAUGGAGGCCGAGGCCGAGGCCGAGGAGGAAGACACCUCCUCCGCCCUCCUGCACACCAGGGACAGGGAGAAGAAGAAGAUGACGACGACGAUGGACCUGGACCCCUCCCACUCCAGCUCCAGCUCCGACGCAGCAGCAGCAGCAGCCGAGAUUGAAGAGGAUGCGGCCCCUCACCACCAGAGCAUCUUCUUGGAUCCAACCCAAGGUCUAUGGAAGUGCCGGCACUGUGAUUGGACGCACCGCUUGAGUGGUCCAUGCACAGCUGAUAUCCUCGACCAUCAGGGACACUGCAAAAUUGUCAGCAAUCUUGAUUCGUUAGUUCGCAACCAACCAUUAUAUUAUUCACCAUACAGAGUCUCUGAUCAUGCUGAAAACCAAGUUACAGAAGUUGGUGGCCACAAAGAAAACGCAAACGGAACUUCAGGUGAACAAGGUAAAGAGAUUGACAAACAGGACAACGUCAGCGCUCAGGAAACUAACCACAGUUCAAACAAUGGCAAAUUAGAAAAUGGUUCACACUCUAAUGGGGUGCAUGAGAUCUCCAGCAGCAGUGAAACCGUGACCAUUGCAGAUGGACUGAAACUGAUUACAACCAUCCGUGAUGCUAGACACAUCUUGCCAAACUGGAGUGGUUCUGUUGACGUUUCCACUGCCACCACGAGUACAUCUGAAGUUCAUGAAAUCGAAGUGGAGAAGGAUGAAAUUGUCAAUAAGGGUGAAGUGAAAGUUGAAGAGUAUGAUCUUGAGAAGAUUCUGGACGAGCAAGAAACCCAUGACCUCUAUUGCCCCAACUGCAAAUCCUGCAUAACUCGAAGGGUCAUCCUUAAAAAGAGAAAGAGAACAGUAAGACCAGAAGCACGUAAGGAACCACCAAAAAGACCACAGCUUGUAGAGCCUUCUGCCAAUGUUCCAAGACAAAUAGUUGAUGAAGACUCGCCCGAAGUAUUUAGAUGCUUGUCAUGCUUCACUUUCUUCAUCCCAACAGGUUGCAGUUUUAAUAUAUUCCGUAUAUCUGAAAGGAGGGAUGUAAACCAACAAGUUCAAGUUCAGCAUUCUUCUGCUUCACAACAGACGUCUGAACACUGUGGAAGUUGGCUUCUUUCUUGUUUCCAGACAGCAGAUAGUCCAAGGCCAUCAAAUAAUGCAGGAUCCAUAAAGAUAGAGUCAGUACAUGUAAAUGUGCAGCAAUAUGGAGCGCACCAAGAACAAAUUCCUCUCUCACAGCCUGCUGGUGAUACUAAAACUGAUACCAGUCAUCUCGGUCACAAACAAGAAUUCACGCAAAUAGAGGCAGGGAAUGUGGUAACUGUGCAGCGAAAUGGAGCAAGCCAAGAACAAAUUCCUCUCUUGCAGCCCUCUGGUGAUACUGCGACUGAUUCGGUGCACCUAGGUCAAAAACAAGAUAUUCUGGAAGGUAUGACGGCACCCUCUGAUAACAGCCCAUUUUUCAGCAAACCAUUUUUUGAGCCAGUACCCCCAAUAAAAGUUUUUCCGGGAGGGGACAACCAGACGGUUGCAAAACCAACUUUAGUUAUUCACCAACCGGUUGAGUCAGAAGCUCCACCUCAUACAGUAGUGGCAGUCCCUGAGGCUGAGACACCAGUUCCUGCAUUAUCAGCUCCAAGGGAUGAAUGGGAUAUACUGAAAGCAAUAGUGUAUGGCGGCCUUGUUGAAUCAAUCAUGAGCCUCUCAGUUGUAUCAGCAGCAGCAGCAAGCGGUUCCAAGACCUUGGAUAUAUUCAUCCUGGGCAUAGCAAACCUUAUUGGUGGUAUUCCUGUAAUUUACCACAAUAUUGCUGAUCUGCGAAACACAGGAGAUGUAGCUGAAAGCAGUGAGCAAGUGGGGCACUACUGGCUAGAGCUGGGAAGGCGAUCAAAGUACCAUUUGCACAUGGUGAUAGCCAUACUGUCGUACAUCCUCUUCGGGCUGCUGCCACCAGUCAUCUACGGACUGUCAUUCAGGACAAGCGACAACAGGGAGAACAAAAUGUUGGUGGUCGCUGCUGUAUCUCUCCUGUGCAUUGCGCUGCUCGCAAUUGGAAAGGCGCAUGUUAAGAGGCCCAGGACUUACUUCACAACCCUCCUCUACUACCUGUCCAUUGGAUUCAGCGGUUCCGGGUUGUCGUAUGCCACAGGCGUCCUCAUCAUGAAGCUCCUAGCACACUUUGGUAUCAUUGAUCAGGGUGGUGCAUCAGCUCCUGCUCCUCCAGGUCUCUCAUUCCCCGAAGCAGUCGCCUGGGCUUCCUACUGAGCUUUGAGCCCUCAUUUAGUUGUUUUGAUGGUCCAAUAGAUUAUCUGGGCACACACACAUCUGCAUGGAGUCACGGUUGUUUUGAUGGUCGAAUAGAUUAUCUGGGCACACACGCAUCUGCAUGGAGAUGCUAUCUUCGGUUCAGAAAGUUUUUAUGCCUUUUUUUUCAACAGCACUUGGCCAUAGUAUAAUCUUCAUCACAGAAUUCUUCUGUACCACAACCUUGUCAUCGUAUUUUUGACAGGAACAUAUUAUCAGUUACAAUAUCCUUUUGUCACAUCA